UUCCCAACAGGCCCCGCCCCCUCCCGCCAGGCCCCGCCCCCCCCACCAGCGCCAUGCCGGUGCCGCGGGUGCUGCUGGCUGUGGCCGUGGCCGUGGCACUGGGUGCAGGCUCCCGCUCGCCCCUCAACGACUUCCAGCGCCUGCGGGCCACCGAGCUGCUGCCCCUGCCCCCCGAGGCACCGCCACCGCCAGAGCCAGGCCCGGCCGAGCAGUGCGCCCAGCGCUGUGCCACCAGCCCGGCCUGCCGGGCCUUCCACCACGAGCGGCAGAGCCAGCUGUGCCAGCUGCUGCGCUGGACGCAGCACUCGCCCGGCGUGCGGCUGCAGAAGAACAUCCACUGCGACCUGUACCAGAAGAAAGACUACCUGCGGGACUGCAUCGUGGCCGACGGCAUCAGCUACCGCGGCACGCGGGCCACCACCGAGAAGGGGCUGCGCUGCCAGCACUGGCAGGCCACCACGCCGCACGACCACAGGUUCCUGCCGUCCCCACGCAACGGGCUGGAGGAGAACUACUGCCGCAACCCCGACCGCGACAAGCGGGGCCCCUGGUGUUACACCGUGGACCCCAACGUGCGGCACCAGAGCUGCGGCAUCAAGAAGUGCCAGGAUGCCAUCUGCAUGACCUGCAACGGGGAGGAUUACCGGGGCUUCGUGGACCACACCGAGUCAGGGACCGAGUGCCAGCGCUGGGACCUGCAGCACCCGCACAAGCAUCCCUACCACCCCGACAAGUACCCCGAGAAGGGUCUGGAUGACAACUACUGCCGCAACCCGGAUGGCUCCGAGCAGCCCUGGUGCUACACCGUUGACCCCGCGCGGGAGCGCGAGUACUGCCGCAUCCGCGUCUGCACAGAGAAGCGUCCGCGGCCCCUCAACGUCACCACCAACUGCUUCAGGGGGAAGGGCGAAGGCUACCGGGGCCGGGUGAACGUCACCGUGUCGGGCAUCCCGUGCCAGCGCUGGGACGCGCAGGCACCGCACCGGCACCACUUUGUGCCCGAGAAGUACCCGUGCAAGGACCUGCAGGAGAAUUACUGCCGCAACCCCGACGGCUCGGAGGCGCCGUGGUGCUUCACCACCCGCCCCAGCGUCCGCGUUGCCUUCUGCUUCCACAUCCGCCGCUGCGACGACGAGCUGGGUGCUCAGGAGUGCUACCACGGCCACGGCGAGACGUACCGCGGCCACGUCAGCAAGACGCGCAAGGGCAUCACGUGCCAGCGCUGGGACGCGCGGACCCCCCACGUGCCCCAGAUCUCUCCCGCCACCCACCCCGAGGCCCACCUGGAGGAGAACUACUGCCGCAACCCCGACAACGACAGCCACGGCCCCUGGUGCUACACCAUGGACCCCCGCAUGCCCUUUGACUACUGCGCCAUCAAGCCCUGCUCCGGCAACGCGGUGCCGUCCAUCCUGGAGAGCGCGGAGGCGGUGACGUUCGAGCAGUGCGGCCGGCGGGACGAGAGGCUGCAGCUCAAGGGGCGCAUUGUGGGCGGGCAGCCCGGCAACUCGCCAUGGACCGUCAGCAUCCGCAACCGGGCCGGCGUGCACUUCUGCGGCGGGUCCCUGGUGAACGAGCAGUGGGUGAUCAGCAUCCGCCAGUGCUUCUCGUCCUGCAGCGACGCGGACCUGUCAGGCUACGAGGUGCACCUGGGGCUGCUGUUCAAGGACCCCGGCCCUGCAGACCCCGACCUGCAGGCCAUCCCCAUCGUGCGCAUCCUCUGCGGUCCCUCUGAGUCCCACCUGGUGCUGCUGAAGCUGGCGAGGCCAGCCGUGCUGAACAAGCGCGUGGCCCUGAUCUGCCUGCCGCCUGAGCGCUACGUCGUGCCCGCGGGCACCAUCUGCGAGAUCGCCGGCUGGGGGGAAACCAGAGGCACGGCCGACAGCCGCGUGCUGAACGUGGCCCAGCUGCCCGUGCUGGCCCACGGCGAGUGCCAGGCGGCACUGCGUGGGCGCCUGAAGGAGAGCGAGCUGUGCACCGCCCCGCUGCGCUCCGGCGUGGGCGCCUGCGAGGGAGAUUACGGAGGGCCCCUGGCCUGCCUGACCGCCGACUGCUGGGUGCUGGAGGGGGUGAUCACCCCGUCCCGUGUCUGCGCCCGCACCGACCAGCCCGCCCUCUUCAUCCGCGUCUCGCUCUACGUCGACUGGAUCCACAAGGUCAUGAAGAUGGUCUGAGCCGGGCUGUGGGCGGCUGGAGGGGUGGCACCCCCCUGCCUGCCCCCCCGAUGCCAAUAAAGGGAGUGGAGCCAG
This is a messenger RNA of Anas platyrhynchos (mallard), 2249 nucleotides long. The record is from RefSeq and is a predicted model, not a curated record. Lineage: Eukaryota; Metazoa; Chordata; Aves; Anseriformes; Anatidae.